AUGAGAAGCUUGAAUGACCAUGACGAGAUGACCGUUGGAAAUCCCGUUCCUCCCUCUACAGUAGUCACACUGGACAAAGUCACCAUGAUGCUUGGUGGUACCGGCCCUAACAAUGGGGAUGAGCCUCGGCGGCCGCUCAUCAAACAGGAAGCGGUGGAUGUUGAGGAUAAUUCUUCACGAUCUGGGCAAUACCUUGGUAUCAAUGCUAUUAGUGGGGAGCUCCCGAAGCAGCACAGUGACCCUGGCCUUCGAACUGCGAGGGAAGGCAGUUUUGAGGCAGAGACUUCACACUGGAGUUAUUUUCAACGAAAAGAGUAUGACAAAUUUCGUGAGCAUAAGUCGGUAAUAGAACGUUACAACGUUGAGACAUAUUCAUCGCAGUGGGAAGCAAACGUUGAACACAAGACUGUGCUUAGAAUGCCUCACAACGUCAGUGCUCCCAGCUUGUUGUUGCAGACCCAGGAAGAACGGAGAUAUGAAUAUCGUAAAAAGACGUUUGAGAAAGAAACUUCACAUGGGCCUCCUGUUUUUUCCCAGGCACUACACGGUGAUGAGAAUUUUCGCGGCCACUACUCCGACAUCAGCGGGUCUGAGGACAGUCCAAGUAGUCGAGAGGCUUCUCCAUAUACCAAAGACUAUGCCAGUCACUGUGGACAGGGUGACGCUGGCUCAUAUGAUGAGGUCCCACGUGAAGAAAAAAGGAUCAUUCAUCAACCAACAAGCAUUGUCAUAACAAGUGAUGAUGAUUGUGUGACAACAGUUAAAAGUGAUACAGAUUUGUCUCCCUUGACAGAGGAGGGCAGAGCCCGCAGUAGACAUUUAUAUCCUGGUAAUUUCAAAAAGUUUUUACAUGCGAGGUACUUAAAGAGCCAGAAACACAGUGGAUCCUCCUCAUCAACAGACACAUCCCUGGAUCACUCUCAGGACAAAUCUGACACAUCUCUCGGCACAGCCUCACCAGAUAUCCUGUCUUGUGAGACCAGCCUUGAGGUACCAGAAUCAGCAGUGUCUCCUUCACUGUCUUUUGAGGCCAAAUCACCGGAAGUGACUUCGGAAACAAGUGAUGACGGAGACGUGUUCAUGGGGCCUUCAGGGAAGCAGCCUUCAACCCAGAAACGCACAAAACCCUCAUCACUACCUCAGAGUGGUAGUGGUGAACCUCUUGAUCUCACAAACACUCCGUCUUUCCGAGGACCGAUUCCUACGCCUCGAAUAUUUCCCCCUGACUCAGGUUUGUCUACAAGUGAUCCUGAUCUCAUGAGCCCUUCAGCUGCCAAGCAGCAGUUCUCUCCAUAUGUGCACCGCUCGCCAGGGGUACCUCACUACAUCUCAUCUGCUCAAUCCUCUCCCCUGUGUUCUGUACCUGAGGGAGGCCAUGUGUUUAAUUUCAACCUGCCCAGUCCUUUCGAGGGAUUCUACUCCGAUCCUGAACUCCUGUCGCCUAGUCCCAUGUCACCUGGACUUCACUUUGCAUUCCCACCUCGUGCUGCAAUGGUAACAUCUAUGUCGGAACUCAAUCGCCUUGCAGUGUCGCCACGUGCCUAUUAUCCUAAUCAACCAUUGAAAGUACCAAGCCAAAAACUAUCAACUAGUCCUGUAGGGAAGAUGGAAGUUAAUGAAUCUCAGAGUGUUGAAGGAGGACGGCGGACUCUGUCUGACUCUGAUGCCUACUUGUGUCCUGUAUGUACACAAGUUUUUCCAUCCUAUGAUAAUUUAGCCAAGCAUAUGGCCAAGCAUUUGCCUACAGAGACCGUACGUCAGGGGGAUAACAACAAAGUGCAUUACUGUAAAGUGUGUAAUCGCUGCUUCUCGCGCAGUGACAUGCUUACACGACACAUGAGGCUUCACACGGGGCUCAAGCCAUAUGAAUGUACUGACUGUGGCCAGGUGUUCAGUCGUAGUGACCACUUAAACACACACAAACGUACACAUACAGGAGAGAAACCAUACAGAUGUCCACAAUGUCCCUACGCUGCCUGUCGACGAGACAUGAUCACAAGACACAUGCGCACACAUGCUAAAAGAUCUGCAAAGCGAGGAAAAUAUCUCUCAGUACCAGAACGAGAAGGCGAUGUACGGAAGAGUUCACUGUCUAGUACUGACACUACCGAUUCCCAGGAGCAUUCAAUGAGGACUUAUUCUGCCUCAAGUGUUGACAGCUUAGAACUGGAUAGUGCUGGUUCUAAAUUGUCUGUAAGUCGUGGGGACAGUGGUGAACGAUUCUCAGUAAGUAGGGGGGACAGUGGAGAGUGGUCACCAUAUCCGGUGAGUCGUGGGGAUAGUGGUGAACAGUUUCCCAUCAGUCGUGGGGAUAGUGGAGACCGCCAGCUUCCUGUUAGCCGUGGAGACAGCAGUGAGCGAGUGUUCUCUGGCUACAAUGAACGGUCCUUCCCUGUAAAUCCAGGUGAGGGAGGGGAUAAAUCAUUCCCGGUAAGUCGCGGUGACAGUGGAGAUCUACAGUUCCCCAUCAGUCGGGGGGACAGUGGAGAUUUGGAUUCCAAAGGUCAUCCAUGGACAAAUACAAGUACAGAUAGCACAGUAUUUGAAGAUAUAAGUCAGGGGCUGGAGAAAAGUCACAAGCUCAAACUGCUUCAGCUCCAACGAGAGGCUGCUACAGUUGACCCUAACUAUGGCUACCGUAAGAUGCGCAACUGGUCAACAGCGAGUUUUGAAAGCAUAGAUUCAGAGGAUGGCAAGUCACGGCCCGAGUCAUUUGCCGAGGAUACUAUAUACGAGUAUGAGUAUACGGGUGAGAUUGGGAGAUAUGGUGACAGUCCCUCUGCAGCCACAGAGAGGCUUCAGAAAUGUAGAAUAAGCACAGAUACCAGUGUUGACCAGCACCACCUGGUGGUCACAGAUAUGGAGGGAAGUGUGGGCAGCAAAGAUCAAGGGACGUAA
Ylistrum balloti is the source of this 2898-nucleotide messenger RNA. RefSeq lists its product as uncharacterized. Gene Ontology annotation, biological process: regulation of transcription by RNA polymerase II. Gene Ontology annotation, molecular function: DNA-binding transcription factor activity; RNA polymerase II cis-regulatory region sequence-specific DNA binding. NCBI's taxonomy places the organism in Eukaryota, Metazoa, Mollusca, Bivalvia, Pectinida, Pectinidae. Bases 1 to 2898 code for a protein of 965 amino acids. The transcript has a single exon. The record is from RefSeq and is a predicted model, not a curated record.